Molecule: messenger RNA, 882 nt
Organism: Penicillium roqueforti
Lineage: Eukaryota; Fungi; Ascomycota; Eurotiomycetes; Eurotiales; Aspergillaceae
Product: DCN1 family protein
Exons: 6
Coding region: 1-882 (293 amino acids)
Biological process (GO): protein neddylation; positive regulation of ubiquitin-protein transferase activity
Cellular component (GO): ubiquitin ligase complex
Molecular function (GO): ubiquitin conjugating enzyme binding; ubiquitin-like protein binding; cullin family protein binding
Source: RefSeq, a predicted model, not a curated record
AUGCCACCAUACACAAGCAACCAGAAGCAUCUAAUCGCUGAGUUUGUCAGCUGUACACGGACAAAGGAGUCUGUUGCUGUGAAAUUCCUCAAAGCAUGUGGAUGGAGUUUGGCUCCCGCGCUUGACGCUUUCAAUCUCUCACUACAUACUUCAUCGUCCCAAAUGCCUCGAGUCAAGAAGCCGAGAAAGGCGAAGAAGAAUUUCUUCGCCGCCGCGGCUGGCACUGCUGCAGUUGUGACUUCCGAAUUUACAAAGCUCUUCGAAAGCUACCGAGAUGACCCAGUCGAGAGCCCAGAUACCAUCGGUAUCACACGAGCCAUAGAUUACCUCGGCGAUUUGAAUGUCGAGCUCGACGAAGUAACCUGCCUAGCCAUCGCCGAGCUACUCAAGUCACCAUCGAUGGGCGAGUUCACCCGCCAGGGAUGGAGGGACGGAUGGCUGAACGUUCGCUGCGACACCCUGCCUAAAAUGCAAGCGUACGCCAAGUACCUCCGGGAGGUCAUCCCACAAGAGCCAGCGGUCUUCCGACGAGUCUACAGAUACGCAUUCCCGCUCUCACGGAUGCAAGGACAGCGCAACCUGCAAUUCGAAAUCGCCGCCGAGCAGUGGCGUCUUUUCUUCACAACUGACCAUGGUGGUGUCGCCUGGAACACCGAAACGACCCCGUGGCUGGAUUGGUGGAUCGAGUUCCUCGAAGAGCGCGGGAAGAAGCCUGUUAACAAGGAUCUGUGGGAGCAGGUUGAGGUGUUUAUGCGCAAGAGUCUCGAAGAUGAGGAGAUGGGCUGGUGGAGUCCUGAUGGGGCUUGGCCCGGUGCUCUGGAUGACUUUGUUGCCUGGGUUCAGGCUAAGCGGGGAAAGGCCUCAGAGAUGGAGGUUGAAUAA